CCCCCAACAACACUAGUAGUAGCGGGGGAUAAAGUCAUAAAGACACCAUUCUGUUCUUCAUCCUUCGUCGGUACCGCCCAUCUUUUCCCUUCGAUCUCCAGCCGGCGGAUCUGAAUCGUCCCUGCCAGAACCCGCUCGCCACCGCCAGCGCUCGGUUGUUCUUUACCCCCAUCUUCACAUCUUCCGAACCCUUCUCCCUGACGACCACCGCAGCACUGCCGCUGCACGAAUCCGCUCUUCUCAUAUCUCCAGUCUACUCGCCCCUGCCGCCGAGGUAAAAGAUUCAAACUUCUGGGAUUGAACUAAUGGAUGAUCGGUCUGGUGUGUGGAGUGCUCCUUUGCUGUUUCUCUGAAUCUUCAUUUAAUUUGAUUAGGGAACAGUAAUGUGUUGGGUUUCCCUUCAAUCAGUUGCUGAAUGCUAGCAACCUGUGGAUGAGUGGAUCCCCUAAAUGCUUAAGUCUUGUACGAGCUUCUGAUGUUCAGUGGGACUUUUAUUGCCAUCCUUUAGUUGUGCGUAGGUAGCUCGAAAGUAGCCAUGGAUUCGGAUCCUGAAAAUAAUAAACUCAAGCUGGUGAACGUGGCACUCCUGAUCGUGGCCACUUUGCUGGUGGCCAAAGUGGUGACUGCAUUGUUCAUGAGCGGAUCUGGGAAGCGGAGGCUACCCCCAAAGGUGAAGCAGGGGAUACCGGUCGUUGGUGGGCUGCUGAGGUUCCUUAAGGGUCCUAUUGUGAUGCUGAGGGAGGAGUACCCUAAGCUGGGAAGCGUCUUCACCUUGAAUCUUGUCAACAGGAACAUCACCUUCCUCAUUGGCCCGGAGGUCUCUGCCCACUUCUUCAAGGCCCCUGAAGCUGACCUCAGCCAGCAGGAGGUCUACCAGUUCAAUGUCCCGACUUUUGGCCCUGGCGUCGUCUUCGACGUCGAUUACUCCAUUCGCCAGGAGCAGUUCCGCUUCUUCACCGAGUCCCUACGUGUCAACAAGCUCAAGGGCUAUGUCGAUAUGAUGGUUACAGAAGCCCAGGAUUACUUCUCCAAGUGGGGAGACAGCGGAGAGGUGGAUUUGAAAUACGAGCUUGAGCACCUUAUCAUUCUGACGGCAAGCAGGUGCUUACUUGGCCGAGAAGUUCGUGAUAAGCUAUUUGAUGAUGUCUCUGCCCUAUUCCACGAUCUCGACAAUGGGAUGCUUCCAAUCAGUGUCCUAUUCCCUUAUCUCCCCAUUCCAGCUCACCGCCGGCGUGACCUUGCUCGCAAGAAGCUUGCCCAGAUCUUCGCCAACAUUAUCAAUUCGCGGAAGAAAACUGGUAGCUCGGAGAACGACAUGCUGCAAUGCUUUAUUGACUCAAAGUACAAAGAUGGCCGCCCAACAACUGAAGGCGAGGUCACAGGCUUGCUCAUCGCAGCUCUUUUUGCCGGGCAGCACACUAGCUCCAUCACGUCCACUUGGACCGGGGCCUACCUCCUACGUCACAAGGAGGAGUAUCUCUCUAGCGUUGUUGAGGAGCAGAAGCAGCUGCUGAGGAAACACGGUAACAGAGUGGAUCAUGAUGUGCUGUCUGAAAUGGAAGUGCUAUACCGGUGCAUCAAGGAAGCUCUGAGGUUGCACCCUCCAUUGAUAAUGUUGAUGCGCCAAUCGCACAGCGAUUUCAGCGUGACCACACAAGAAGGGAAGGAGUAUGACAUCCCAAAGGGGCACAUCGUGGCGACUUCUCCUGCGUUUGCUAACCGGCUUCCACAUAUCUUCACCGAGCCAGAUAAGUAUGAUCCUAACAGGUUUGCUCCAGGAAGGGAAGAGGAUAAGGCAGCAGGGGCUUUCUCCUACAUAUCAUUUGGUGGAGGUAGGCAUGGCUGCCUCGGUGAGCCCUUUGCGUACUUGCAGAUAAAGGCCAUAUGGACCCAUCUGCUGAGGAACUUCGAGCUCGAGCUUGUUUCUCCCUUCCCAGAGAUCGACUGGAAUGCAAUGGUGGUGGGUGUUAAAGGAAGCGUUAUGGUGCGUUACAAGCGCCGACAACUUGUAGUUGAUUAGCGUGCUGUGGAAUUGAAGUCGAUUAGGCAGAUGGGAGCCAGAGGGGCUUGCUCUUUGUGUGGCUUGGUUAGUUAUUUGUUGCUUGCUCGUCCUCGCUUUAUCCUGUGGUUUGUUACAUCAGACACUGUUAUUGUGGUGAUGGGUUAUUCUGAGUAGUUUCCUAUGACAACCCAUCAGUUGUUCCUUCUAAAAGCUAUUAGUUUCAGACCAUCUUUGUCAUUAAGUACGCAUUGCGGUUCGUGUAAUUGCAAGUAAUUAGUUGUCAAUUUACAAGAUUGUAAAACAUAGAAAUGUCAAUUUACGUGAAGGCUGUCUGCUCUUUUCAGCCUUCACGCGAGUCUUGUAGUUUAGGUAAGACAAGGAGAUUAAAGUUGUCACGUAGCAAAACAGCAUGCAUGAUAGAAACAUUCGAAGUCUUGG
Molecule: messenger RNA, 2440 nt
Organism: Linum tenue
Lineage: Eukaryota; Viridiplantae; Streptophyta; Magnoliopsida; Malpighiales; Linaceae
Source: the annotation of a GenBank genome assembly